GAACGUUCAAUUAUUUUAACAGUUGCACAAAUUUGACAAAUGUAUUGUCAAAUUACGGAACUAUAUUCAUUAAAAGUUUAAACCUGUACAAAUGCAUACAAUAUGAAGUACAUCUAAAAAUAGAUCAGAGCAUGAAUGACCUUUGAGACUGUGCUUCCAAACUUGAAACUCUCAUAUCAGCAACUGAUAAAGGUCCUCCAUUAGUGAGGUUCUCAAACAACGCAACCAUAUAUAACAAAAUAAGGCAUGUUAUCCUUCAUUUCCUGGUUUGUACCAAGUGUCCCUUCUUGGUUAACACCAGGUACUAUUCCUUUAAAUAGUGUCUUACAAGGGCUUGUUGGUGCUUGUGGAAUUUUGGUUCUUCGUAACCUUUUAAAAGUGUACUUGUUUGUUGAUGCACAGAGUACUGCAGAUGCUGAAACAGACCAUGGAAAAAAAAAUAUAUCAAAUGGUGGACUGACAGAGAAAAUUCAAUUCUGGAUCCUUACAGUGGUUCUUUCCUUUGUGGGGUCUCGUGUUGCAUCACUGGUAGUUUUAGAGUUCUCCCUUCGAGCCAUUUCAGCACGGAUCACAGGAGCAUCAGACCCAAUAAGUGACCUGUUAUUACUGCUGCUUGUGCAAUGCCAGUUCUCCUUAGGCUGUGCAUUAAGCUGCAGCCUUAAUUUCCUUCAUGAGGGGGCACCACACGGCUGGCUAAGCCUCCUUCUCGCAGCUGGACUGAGCUGGUUCUUGGCAAGCCAGUGCUGUAACCUAUGGCAACAUGUAAAGACUAUGUAUCUAAUACAUAGCACACAGUGCUACUGUGGAAUUUGCAUUGGACUCUUAACCACUGGCACAUCUAUAUUAACCUGGCUCUGCAGAGCCCUAAUUCUAACUUUUAGUGUAUCUGGAAUUGCUGCAAUAUCAAACAUAAACCAACACUUUCUAUCAACUACUGAAGCUCUGAGAUUUUGGACCCCACUUACAGUCUGCUACACUCUCCUGGUUGUGUAUAUGAAUGAGGAUCAACAUAGACAACCUAGCCAGCAGGUUCUUCUAAAUACAGUUGUUGUGCGACUGGGUGGGCUUUUUGUUUUACUGAUGACUGUGGGCAGUUGGUCAGAUGUAAUCCAUGUCCUAAUCUGCUUCAUUGGUGAAGCUACAUGCCUGUUACCAUCUCAAGACCUUUUGGAAGCCAUAUCUCAGCAUGUUACCCAUGUGCCUAAAGGCUCAUUAAAAAGGCCUGGAAACCAGACUGGACAAAAGAAAUUGAGAAAAUUCAACUGAACAUUAAUAAUAACACACUUCUUAUAAAAAGGAGAAAUGAUAAAUGGGAAUUUUUUUUACAGCAUGAGAUUCUCUACAAAGUACAAACAUUACUUACUGAGAAUACCACCCAGUCUGUAAAGGACUGUGGUUUGUAUAAGAAAUGCAUUCAAUAAUUUCAUGUAUUAAGUUGGACAUGUGUUUUCUUCUCAAAAUAAAAUCAAAUGCAUGUAUUCUUGAAAUAAACUUCCCCCUUCAUAAC
Molecule: messenger RNA, 1507 nt
Organism: Xyrauchen texanus (razorback sucker)
Lineage: Eukaryota; Metazoa; Chordata; Actinopteri; Cypriniformes; Catostomidae
Product: transmembrane protein 82-like
Exons: 7
Coding region: 247-1266 (339 amino acids)
Source: RefSeq, a predicted model, not a curated record